AUUGAUAAGCAUGAGUGUGACAUUCGUACAAGAUGAAGUUUGUGUUUGUGGUCACGCUGUUCGCUUUGGCUUAUGCCAAACAUGAAGAAUAUAUCGGAUGGAAAUCCUACUAUGUAGGUCUAGAAUCCAAAGACCAGUUUAAGGCCUUUUGGCCAAUGGUCGACAAAUAUGAGCUGGAUGUCUUGAGCCAUCCGAUCCUGGGUCGAGAAGGUGUCCUUUUGGUCAAACCUGAACAUCAAGCAGGCUUUAUCCUGGAAGCGGAAACCGAGGGUAUUGCUCUCAAGGUCCAUUCUGAGGAUGUUAAAAGCCAACUGGAUUAUGAUGACCAGGUCAUUGAACUGCAAAGGAUAUCAUCAAUGAUGAGGAACGCAGGUCGGCAGCUGCCUUAUGACAACUAUCAACAAAUUGAAGCUAUUGACGAUUACCUCGACUACAUUGGAGCCACAUAUCCUGAUGUUGCUACCGUAGUGACUGCUGCCAAUUCCUUCGAAGGUCGUCCCAUCAAGUACGUCAAAAUCUCCACCACCAACUUUGAAGACCACAGCAAGCCCGUCAUCUUCAUCGAUGGUGGCAUCCACGCCAGAGAAUGGAUCUCACCCCCCACUGUUACCUGGGCCAUUCACAAGCUGGUAGAAGAUGUUACUGAAAGAGAUCUUCUAGAUAAUUUUGACUGGAUCCUCUUGCCUGUGGUUAACCCUGAUGGAUAUAAAUUCACUUUUACCAAUUCCCGUUUCUGGCGUAAGACUCGAUCCACGGACCAGCACGUUUUAAGCGGUAUCUGCCCAGGAGUUGACGGUAACCGCAAUUACGACUUCUUCUGGAACACCGUUGGUACCAGCAACACCCCAUGCUCAGACGUCUAUGCUGGAUCUAAAGCUUUCUCCGAAGUCGAAACCAGGGUCGUCAGAGACAUCCUCCAUGAACAUUUAGCACGCAUGGCUAUGUACAUCACCAUGCACAGUUUCGGAAGCAUGAUCUUAUACCCAUGGGGUCAUGAUGGGUCCCUAUCUCAUAACGGCCUUGGUCUUCAUACGGUGGGAGUUGCUAUGGCAACGGCAAUCAAUCAGAAUUCUCUAUCUCACUUCCGAUCUUAUGUUGUUGGAAAUUCAGCUUUAGUUCUGAAUUAUCCAGCGGCUGGGGCUUCAGAAGAUUAUGCACACCAAAUUGGCGUGCCAUUCUCAUAUACUUUUGAGCUACCUGGUCUGUCCAACACAUUACUUGGAUUCAAUUUGAACCCUAGGUAUAUUCAACAGGUGUGCAAUGAAACAUGGCAAGGUCUGAUUGUUGGAGCUAGGAGGGCUGGUGAUUUAUUUAGGAAUAAAAAGCUUUAAAGACUG
Helicoverpa zea (corn earworm) is the source of this 1337-nucleotide messenger RNA. Its product is annotated as carboxypeptidase B-like. Gene Ontology annotation, biological process: proteolysis. Gene Ontology annotation, molecular function: metallocarboxypeptidase activity; zinc ion binding. Lineage: Eukaryota; Metazoa; Arthropoda; Insecta; Lepidoptera; Noctuidae. The transcript is spliced from 5 exons. The coding region runs from base 33 to 1331 and encodes 432 amino acids. The record is from RefSeq and is a predicted model, not a curated record.